Molecule: messenger RNA, 786 nt
Organism: Auxenochlorella protothecoides
Lineage: Eukaryota; Viridiplantae; Chlorophyta; Trebouxiophyceae; Chlorellales; Chlorellaceae
Exons: 1
Coding region: 1-786 (261 amino acids)
Source: RefSeq, a predicted model, not a curated record
AUGUGUGGAUCACAGAUGAAAAAGCAAUGCCGCACCGGGCACCCGGGCUGCAAGCAGGACCGAAAUCGCAGGGGCAAAGGAAACCCGGGCCGGCCAGGAUGGGGCCAGGAGGUGGGUACUUGGGGCACAUGUCAGCCUUCCACGACAGCAUCCAGUCGCUGGUGCUUGCGGUCAUGGAGCGAGUCGUCGUUCCUGCACGCAGACAGGCAGCCGGUGGCGCCGCGGGGAGCCCACGGCGGGUUGCACAGGGGUCCCACGGGGAGCAUGUGGCUGGGUAUUGCCCUAUCCCAUCCUGCUCAGCCAUCACAGCUCGCUGGCGUCGCGGCCCUGGCCACCCACCACCCCCUCCACCAUGGGCGCCAGGCGCGCGCGGAACAGCGAGUCGCUGGCGACCACGGCCUCCAGCUCCCGAGCCCGGCCUGCCGCCGCGGUCACCGCGGCCGUCAGCUCCUCCACCUCCCGGUCCAGGGCGGGCCACUCUGCGAUGAUGCGCCGCGCGCUCUGCAGCUUGGGCUCCUUGGUCAGCGGAUUGUUGCACAGGUCGAUGGUGCGCGCCGCGGGGCGGCUGGCCGCGCCGCACCAGGUCUCGCACCACAGCCACUCCUGGUCCAGGCUGUGGAUGGGCACGAUGCUCUGGGCAUAGUUGGGCAGGUCCUGUGGUGUUUUGUGUGGGUGUGUGUGAACAGAGGGGGUCUGGUCAUGGAGGGGAAGGGGGAGGGAUGGCAGGGGCUGAGGGAUGUGGGAUGGCGCGAGGAGUCUGGUGUGCUACCCGCCAAGGGUCCCUGA